GGGAAGAAAUUUCGAAGCAAACCUCAACUUGCUCGAUAUUUGGGCAAUGCUGUGGAUUUGAGCUGCUUCGAUUUUCGGACGGGCAAAAUGAUGCCGAGCAAAUUGCAGAAGAAUAAACAGAGAUUGAGGAAUGAUUCCCUGAAUCCUAAUAAGGGGAAACCAGACCUGAACACGGCCCUCCCCAUCCGUCAGACAGCUUCCAUCUUCAAACAGCCCGUCACCAAAGUCACCAACCACCCCGAUAACAAAGUCCGCUCCGACCCGCAGCGCCUCGGCGAACAA
This is a messenger RNA of Meleagris gallopavo (turkey), 282 nucleotides long. The record is from RefSeq and is a predicted model, not a curated record. NCBI's taxonomy places the organism in Eukaryota, Metazoa, Chordata, Aves, Galliformes, Phasianidae.